AUGCCAAAACCAAAGGAAAGAAAAGAACAAACCAAAGGGGCUUCCCUGCCCAUUGUUCCUAUUCUUCAAAAGUUUCUGAGAACCUACGAGAAGCACUGCGCGCGGUUUCAGGCUUCGGUGAGUCCUGCCAUCAGGCGGGACCUGCAGGGCAGCAUCGAGGGCGCGCGGGCUCUCCGCGGGUUUACACUUAUAAAACCUGAUGACUUCUCACCAAGUGCCCGACCCAUUUCCUUGGAACCUUUGCUAACAGCAAUCCAAGAUGAGCAUUACAUGCUGGGGAAGAAGAUCUGCAUCUGGGGUCUUCAGCUGAGCAACGCAGAGAUUGCCAGACUCGCCUCGCUUCUGGAGCUGAGGGGAAAACUCACCUGCCCGUUUGCCACUGUGGAAAUCGUCGACUGCAAGAUGGAUCUGUGGUCCCUGGGGCGCCUUGGGAAGGCUCUGCAGUUCAGCAGUCUGCGUUCCCUGGUCCUCGAUUAUUGCAAAUUUGGAAAUGAAGAAAUCGAAAGACUUUUCUCAAGCCUGGAGAAGAGCCAACGGCUUCAAGUCCUCAGUCUGUGUUACUGUGGGCUGGGGCCUUGGUGUGGGUCAAGGCUGGGCGUGGUUAUCAGCCAGUGCGCUAUUUGCGAGCUGAGACUUGACGGCAAUUACCUGCAAUGUUCCGGGGCUCUGGCUCUCCUCAGACCCAUGGCAGAGUAUGCGGAGCUGCAGGGAAGCCAUCCGCCCCCCAGGGCCUCGCCACACAAUGGAAAUCCCCCUCAAGUGCCGCCCGGAAUCAAGAAAAAAGCUCAAGGCUUGGUGGAAGCUGGCCCUUGGUUAGUGAAGUUGCAUUUGGCAGAUAACGGCAUAGAUGGAAAGGGAGAAGAAGACCACUUGCUGGAAUUCACUCGGAUUUUAACAUGUGUGAUCAAAUACUCCGCACAUCUACAGGAAAUUGACCUUGGAAACAACGCUCUGGGAGAGAAAGCUGCUGCUGGCAUCCUGGCAGCACUGAGAGCCAGGAGGACAGGGAGACUACCAGUCCUGAAAGUUACAGUCACUCCUCGGAUCUCCUCAGACACCUUCAGAUCUAUUUGGAAGCAUAGCAACAGUUCUCGUAUUAACCAUAAGAAGAAGAAAAAGGUGGAUCAUGACUGUAUCAAGACCUAA
Messenger RNA from Jaculus jaculus (lesser Egyptian jerboa), 1146 nucleotides. RefSeq lists its product as uncharacterized. The transcript has 9 exons. Lineage: Eukaryota; Metazoa; Chordata; Mammalia; Rodentia; Dipodidae. Gene Ontology annotation, molecular function: protein binding. Bases 1 to 1146 code for a protein of 381 amino acids. The record is from RefSeq and is a predicted model, not a curated record.